AAGGAGUAGUUGGUUAGUUAUGCAUUUUUAAUAGUGAGACACACAUGGCGUGUCAUCAUUUCAAUGGGGUAAAAAUAUGUUGCAUGCUCAUAAAAGCGUGAUAUUGACCAGCCCAAGGUCCCAGUCAGUCAGGAUCUGGUUAAAUUGACAAUAGAGACAACGACUGAUAUGUAACGGUUUAGUUGCAUGUUGUUCAACUACAUGUAUCGCGAAUUAUUUGUUUCUUCUUCUCAAUAAUUAUAGUAAAAGACUAGCUUGAUCGAUUUUACACGUGAGGAGAAAAAAACAAAAACCAUGUUAUACUAAAAAGUUUGUAUGUCCAAAGACCAUACAAUUUUUGUAAUGGUUUCGUGUGAAAGUUUAAUCAUGGAUGUGAAACUCGGAAAGUUUCCUUUCUUUCUUGUGAGGAAGUUUUCAUGAAAUGGUUGCUCAAAGUUUGUUCUUAUUUUCUGAAUAUAAAUAUAUUUUAACUAUUUUAUUUUAGAAUAAAGUAUUUUAAGAAACUGUGAAAUAAAUAAAAAAUGACCCCAAAAGCACACUCUUAUUUAUUUUACAUUUUAAUAUUCUCCAUUUUCACGACUUACAUGACAUAUUUGACGUUAAGAAACAACACCACAAUUAAAUUGUUUAAACGAGAGUUUGAUUCUUAUUUACGACAAGUGCCAUCAAUUAGAAAAGAGAAUUUCCUAAAAAUAGACAAAUCAGUCUACAACGAUCUUCUAGUUGACACAAAACAUUGUAAAAUCCCAAAUUUCCACCCAUUUGAUCCGAUGGUGGUUCCACUAAUGCAUAAAGCAGAAUGGGUUGAAGAUUGUAGAAAAAUUUCAUACCAUUGGACAUAUCGGGAUGGAAAUAUGAUAAAUUUCAAUAAAACAGCGCUAAAACAAGACGGAUUUGAGUUUAGAGAUUUAAAUUGUUGUUAUAAAACCGUAACACGAGUUGAGCAAGAGAUGACAAAUUUUGAUAAAAAUGCAGAAAAUUUAAUCAAGUACUCAAACUGCAUCCCAAUGACUGAACUACGCACUAAAUUUAAUCAUGAUGAGUUUAUAAUGAUUGAAUGCAGUAAAAAGCUCAUCCCUUUAGUAAUUUAUCGAGGAUUCCACCCAAUUGCUCAACCAUUUCGCUCUAAAUCAACACAAGAUAAAAUUGAAUAUUGGAAAAAUCAUGAUAAUCUUCCCCCAAAUAUUCUCAUUCUUGGUUUGGAUUCCACAUCAAGAUUAAACUUUAGAAGAAAUAUGCCCAAAACUGUGGAAACAAUAGAAAAACUUGGAGCAAUUGAAAUGAUGGGUUACACAAAAUCAGGUGAAAGGACGUUCCACGCCAUGUCCACCAUGUUAACAGGCUAUUCAGGAAGCAGUCUCAUCAAAAAAUGCAAAUUAACCGAUCAAGGUGGCUACGACCCAUGUCCAUUUAUUUGGAAACGAUUAAACCGAUCCAAAUACUUAACUGCCUAUUCGGAAGAUUGGCCAGAUAUGUAUGCAUUCGGAACGGGAGGGUUCAUUAAGCAACCAGUCGACUAUUAUUUAAGAACCCUGUUCAACGCUGCUCAUGACUACGCAUUGCCAUUUCCUAUCAAUCAGUUCGUCAGGCUCUCGACCAACUGGUGCAUCGGUCAUCAAACGAACGACGACUUGUUGCUGGAUUACACCGAGUCAUUGCUACAAUUGGCACACGACUACAAAUCCCCACUGUUUACGAUGAGUUUCAGCAAUACGUAUCCACACAGCAUGGAUCACAACUUGAUACAGUUGCUGGAUGAAACUUAUGCAGAUUUUUUGGAGAGAAUGAAAACUAAAGGAUAUUUAAAUGAUACAAUUUUAUUCUUCCUAAGCGAUCAUGGGCAACGAUUCGGACCGCUACGAGAAACUUUGAGUGGAUGGUAUGAAGAUAAAUUGCCCAAUCUUUGGAUAUUCUUGCCUGAUGGGAUUAAGGAAAAAUAUCCAGAUUUACAGGAUGCAUUGGAGAUUAAUUCGAGACAGCUCACAUCGCCCUACAUGUUUUACUGGAGUAUAAACUUCAUCUUGGAUAAAUUCUUCCCAAAUUCCAACCCAUCAGAAAUCAUUUUCAAAAAUGAAACGAUUCCAAGAAAGUUUACAGAAUACAAUUUCUUCCAAAAACUCCCCAAAAAUUUAAAAUGCUCAGACGUGGGUGUUCCAGACGUGUUUUGUGCCUGUAAUCCAUUACGAGAAUUGAAUUUGGAUAAUCCCAUGUUACUCCUAGCUGGUGAGUUGGCUUUAAGUCAGUUGAAUGCAAAAUUGCCAAAAACGUGUUUAAAGUUAAAAGUGGGCAGAGUUAAUGGGGGAGCAAUUAUAGAAAAUCUGGGUUUAAGCAAGACAACCUACAUAAUUGGAAUUGUGACUGAUCCAGGAAAAAUGCAAAUCGAAGCGAAUAUCGAUUACUUUAAGGACAUUAAAACCUUUAAUAACAUUUCACAAAUUCAAAGAAUGAAUAAAAUUAAUAAGAUUGAUGUUAAAUGUCUGAAAGGGGAUAAAGAAUUUGAAUUGUUUUGUAUUUGUGGUGAUUAAUUGGUUAAUAAAACACGUGGAAUAUGUUGA
Molecule: messenger RNA, 2555 nt
Organism: Folsomia candida
Lineage: Eukaryota; Metazoa; Arthropoda; Collembola; Entomobryomorpha; Isotomidae
Exons: 7
Coding region: 522-2525 (667 amino acids)
Source: RefSeq, a predicted model, not a curated record